Molecule: messenger RNA, 2061 nt
Organism: Cylindrotheca closterium
Lineage: Eukaryota; Bacillariophyta; Bacillariophyceae; Bacillariales; Bacillariaceae
Source: the annotation of a GenBank genome assembly
AUGUCGCUGGAACUCAGCGACGAUUUUAUUCGUGUUUUCACUGCCCGUGAUGCACAGCUGCGCGACAUAUCCCGUCUCUUGGAUUUAGUAGGGGCACAAUUCAAUGAUGUUACGGACAGACAUGUAAUCCGAAGUCUGAAGUCAUUUGAAGUACAAACCCUGGAAAGUUGCCGCUGUACUUGUACGGACUGGUCUACUUUGCGUGUGUUGAUCAAACGAAGUGAACAAUCUAGCGAUUUGAGUCCCAUCUUGAAGGGUCUAGUGUCAGAUACACGGUUCGAUGGAGCAGUCAUACUAAUUGUUGACGAUGAUGACAAAACAAGCAAAAGCGGUCUUUCCAAGAAGGGUGCUGCCAAGCAAAACCUGGACAAAUUACCUGCUGGAAUUCAUUCAAACUUGAUGGUUUCGGAUUCCAUCAUCCAUCUCAAGUCAGCUCGUAUUUACCGAAACACUGUGAUAUCGAAAACCUUUGUUGGUCCAGAUUGUACAAUUGUCAAUUGUGGCAUGAUAUCAGCUCCUAAUGACUAUGAGAUUGGUCACAUCAAACUAUCAGUGGGCCCCGAAAGUGGCGGAGGACGGCCUCUACAUCUAACUUUGGAGCAUACCAUGAUUGACGUCUGCCGCCAACUGCGAUCGAAACCACCCACUUCUAGCACUACAUCCGCAAUUCAAAAUAUCAAUAUGAAUGUCUUGACAAAGAGCAAUGUACUUCGCGACACACCCACAAUCGAGAACAUUUACCUCCACGAGAAUGCUAGUAUUGAAGCUGCCACGUCUGUGAGCAAAGUUACCAUGCUGCCAGAUUCCAUUAUUGGUAGCUCGUGUACGGUUUCAAAUGCCUUGCUGCAAUGGAACGCCGGCGUUUCGGACAACUCAUCCAUCACGGAUGUCUUGCUCAUGGAACGGGCACAUUGUGGUCCCAGUGGAAUUGUAGUAGAAAGUGUCAUGGGUCCGGAUGUGCACACCUCUGCUGGAGAGGUCCAUGCGUCCGUGAUUGGGCCCAAUACAAAUGCACACCAUCAAAGUCUGGUAAUUGGCGUCUUGUGGCCACUGGGAAGGGGGAAUGUGGGAUACGGUGCCAAUGUUGGAAGCAAUCACACUGGGAGAUUACCGGAUCAAGAAACAGCAUCGGGCGAAGGCACCUUUUGGGGGCUCUCUUGUGUAAUCAAAUUUCCAGUCGACCUGACCUUUGCUCCCUAUUCCAUUGUUGCCGCUGGAACCACACUGUCGCCGCAACGGGUGUGCAUGCCAUUUAGUCUAAUUCUGGAACAGCAGUCAGGAGGGAAUGAAAUCAUUCCAGGAUGGGUCCUCCAAUCUUCUCCUUACACUCUGGCUCGAUCCGAAAAGAAGUUUGCCACCCGACGAAAAGCCAAACGGCAUGAUUUCUACACUGGAUGGAAGAUUCAACGACAAGAGAUAAUUGACAUGUGCCGAUGGGCCCGAAAUGUACUCCAACAGUCAAGUGGUGAGAAUAACAAGGUUCCUGGUGUCGGUGCCAACCAAUUGACCGGACGGGCACGCAGUGUUGGAGUCAAGGCGUACACCGAGUGUAUCCAACGAUAUGCCUUGCAUGGAUUGUUGACUUGGAUAUCACAGGGUAUGGAACAAGGCGGACAAAACCCAAAGACGAUGUUGGAAUCAGAGUUUUUGGCAAAGGGUAUUCCAACUCCUCAGAGUCCAAUCGAUCCCUUGGCAAAUGUGGACUGGCCUCCAAUGCCAUGGGAUAUGAAGGCAGUGGAUGAGUGGAAUUUCCAAAAAGCAGUUCUUGUAGAAGAAUUUGGGGCGCCGCCAGCAAGUGACACAAUAGUCUGGAUUACGGAAGUCCUGGAACGACUUGUUUAUUUGGAGGGCGACUUUGCUCGACGGAUUCACAAGAGUAAAGCACGAGACGAUGUUCGCGGUGCCAAGACGAUUCCUGGUUAUGCGAAUGCGCAUAUUGCGGCAGAUUCUGACCCAGUCAUUAUGGAAGCUCGCAAGAAUGCUGAUGACGUCAAGAUCCAGGUUGCUAGCAUUCUUGGACACAAGAGCACAGUGCUUCGAAAACAACGAAGUCGUCUAUGA